AUGAAGAUCGCGACCUCUUUCGUUGUUGCCUUUGCCUCUCUGGCUGCUUGUGCUCCCAUCGUAGCAAAGAAAGCAACCAUUGUGGGCUCAUCAACCUCCAUCCAAACGCGUGGGGAAAACGACGCCGACGUCGUCUUUGUCGUCUGGAACAACGGCAAGAAGCUCCAAGAGAACGAAAUCGAGAAGCGCAACGAUGCCGAUGCCGACGUUGUUUUUGUCGUCUGGAACAAUGGCAGCAAGAAGCUUGAAGUGAGCGAGGGCACUGUGGCGAACCAGAAGCGUGACGACGCCGACGCCGAUGUUGUUUUUGUUGUGUGGAAUAAUGGUGAUAAGAAGAUGCUUGCGCAGAUUGAGGAGAGUGGUGCCCAGGAGCAGUAG
Molecule: messenger RNA, 378 nt
Organism: Aspergillus chevalieri
Lineage: Eukaryota; Fungi; Ascomycota; Eurotiomycetes; Eurotiales; Aspergillaceae
Exons: 2
Coding region: 1-378 (125 amino acids)
Source: RefSeq, a predicted model, not a curated record